Messenger RNA from Centropristis striata (black sea bass), 3038 nucleotides. RefSeq names its product ADAM metallopeptidase domain 11 (gene adam11). Lineage: Eukaryota; Metazoa; Chordata; Actinopteri; Perciformes; Serranidae. Bases 253 to 2592 code for a protein of 779 amino acids. Gene Ontology annotation, molecular function: metalloendopeptidase activity. The transcript has 26 exons. The record is from RefSeq and is a predicted model, not a curated record. Gene Ontology annotation, biological process: proteolysis.
CCGCUGCUGAGCUCUGUGACACCGACACACACCAUGCUGCUGGAGCCGAGCAGAGGAGCCUCAUCAGGGGGCUUUUAACUCGCGACAGGCGGGAAGGGGAGGGUGAGAAAUGCGGGCGCCGCGUUUAGAGGAACCCCGCUGUUCUGUUUGUCUUCACUGUCAACAGCAGUCCUACUGCAGCUCCGCUCACAGCUCCGAUCAGUUCAUUUAACGGCGUUGCACCGAGGAAAUCCCUGGGACUAUGUGAGCAUCAUGCUCGCUGUGAGAUGCCUGCUGUUCGCUGCAGUGUGUGCACGGUGCGCCGUGACAGGUUUGAGGGAAUGGGUGAGUGUGGAGGGAAUGCUGCCGCCUGCAGAAGAGGUCGUGCAGCCCAAGCGGCUCCUGCAUCAGAUCCACUCCGAGGAGGAGCUGCUCCACAGCCGCCUGGACACCCGGGUGAAGAACCACACAGCCGGUGCACAGCCCGUCCAUCUGGCUCAGAGCAGCUUCUUGGUGGAGGCCUUUGGCACAUCUUUCAUCCUUGACCUGGAACUCAACCACAACCUCCUGUCUACAGACUAUGUGGAGCGUCACUAUGAUGACAAUGGGCAGCUUUCACAGAAUAUGGGAGGAGAGCACUGCUACUACCAUGGGCGUGUGAGGGGGCUGCCGGGCUCCUGGGCUGCUCUGUCCACCUGCCAAGGCCUGCGGGGGAUGUUUUCUGAUGGGAACUUCUCGUACGGGAUUGAACCUGUUGACGGUGGAAGGGAUCAGAAUGACCACAUUGUGUAUCGUAUGCCAGACGUUGACCUCUUCCAACCUCCCUGCCCAGGAUGCUCCGUCAACAGCACAAAGGGGCAGACAGACGUCCACAGCAAAAGAGACGUUGAGCUGAAGGAUGGAGACGACUGGUCUGAAGCGCAGGAGCCCGUCUUUACAGAACACCUGAGACGCUCAAAAAGACAAGUGCGGCGAGGCCAGCGCACCGUGCAGACUGAGACCAAGUACAUCGAGCUGAUGGUGGUCAACGACCAUGAACUGUUUGUGCAGCUCCGUCGGUCGUCGACUCAGACGAAGAACUUUGCCAAAGCGGUGGUGAACAUGGCCGACGCGAUUUACAAGGAGCAGCUCAACACUCGCAUCGUGCUGGUGGCCAUGGAAACGUGGUCUGCUGAAAACAAGGUCUCAGUGGGCGAUGACGCCUUGCUCACCCUGCGUGACUUCAUGAAGUACAGGAAGGAGAGCAUCAAGGAACGCUGCGACGCCGUUCACCUCUUCUCUGGGAGGACGUUCAUGAGCAGCCGCAGCGAGGCGGCCUACAUCGGGGGCAUCUGCUCCAUCACUCGGGGUGGAGGCAUCAACGAGUUUGGCAGCGUGGGCCCCAUGGCCAUCACACUGAGUCAGAGUCUCGGCCAGAACAUCGGCAUGCUGAGAAACAAAGAGCGGCUGGCUGCAGGAGACUGCAGGUGUCCAGACCCGUGGCUAGGCUGCAUCAUGGAGGACACAGGUUACUACCUGCCCAGGAAAUUCUCUCGCUGCAGUAUAGACGAGUACCUGCGAUUCCUGCAGCAGGGAGGAGGCAGCUGUCUCUUCAACAAGCCCACCAAGCUGUUGGACCCACAGGAGUGUGGGAAUGGAUAUGUGGAGCAGGGAGAGGAGUGUGACUGUGGAUCACUAGUGGAAUGUGCACGGAGUGGAGCCAACUGCUGUAAGAAGUGCACCCUUACCCACAAUGCAAUGUGCAGCAACGGGCUCUGCUGCAGGGACUGCAGGUACGAGCUGAGAGGGGUGACAUGCCGUGACGCAGUUAACGACUGUGACAUCCCCGAGACUUGCAUGGGAGACUCCAGCCAGUGUCCUCAUAACGUCCAUAAGCUAGAUGGCUACAUGUGUGAUGCUGGACAGGGUCGGUGUUAUGGAGGUCGCUGCAAGACCAGAGAUGGCCAGUGCAGGACUCUGUGGGGCUACAACUCAGCCGACAGGUUCUGCUAUGAAAAGCUGAAUUCUGAGGGCACAGAGAAAGGAAACUGUGGCCCAGACUCCAGCGGUCAGGGAUGGGUGCAGUGCAACAAGCAAGACGUCUUGUGCGGUUUGCUGCUUUGCACCAAUCUGACGGACAGGCCGAGGUUUGGUGAGCUGAAGGGGAGGGUCACCAGUCUGACCAUCCACCAUCAGAACAGAUACCUGGACUGCAGGGGCGGCCAUGCAGUGCUGGAUGACGGCUUGGAUAUGGGCUAUGUGGAGGACGGGACGCCAUGUGGUCCAAACAUGAUGUGUCUGGAGCGCCGCUGCCUCCCCGUCACCACCUUCAACCUCAGCACCUGCCCGGGCUCCUCCACUUCACGCAUCUGCUCCCACCACGGGACUUGCAACAAUGAGGUGAAAUGCAUCUGUGAUCCAGACUACACCGGGAAGGACUGUAGCGUGUUUGACCCGAUCCCCAUCCCCACACCGCCAGACGGCCCAGAGAAGUACAGAGGUCCCAGUGGUACCAAUAUCAUAAUAGGUUCGGUUGCUGGUGCAAUUCUGGUGGCAGCGAUAGUCCUGGGGGGAACUGGCUGGGGAUUUAAAAACAUCCGAAGAGGAAGGUACGAUCCCGCCUUUCAGUCCUGAUCCUGAAUCACUGUCCAUAUGUCACCAUAAUGCCACCUGUUUUAUAAAAAUCCUCUGAGCUGAGCACCUUAAAGAUAUUCCUAAGCCCACACACACACACACACACACACACACAUAUCUGUCACUUGCUUUUAUGACAUCAUCUUUGACACAUUUUUUAUCUAACGUUUACUUGUAUAGGGACACGUAUAUAGCAUGAACCAAUGCCGCAUAGCACAGCAGUUAUAUAGCCUAUGCUUGUUUGCAAAACCCUUACAUAAAUGAGCAUUUUAAAAAAACAAACCUUAAUGCAACUCAAUCACUAUCUAUAUAUAUAUAUAUAUAUUUGUUUAUUUGUACUGCAUGUCCCAUCAAUAACUUGGCUGCCAUUUCUAGAAUAUUAGCUGCAGUGUUGACUUUGUAAUGCUCAUUUCAUAAGACUUUCAAUAAUAAAACACCUCUUUUAA